AUGUUAGCCCCAAGGAGGACCAACCGCUACAGCUGGCUCUUCCCCAGAGCAAAGAAGAACCCCAACAUGGACAACGAGCAAGCGACUUUCUGGCUGAAUCAGUUCAUCGGCAAGAAUCUACGCAUACAUGCCAGCGAUGGACGCGUCUUUGGAGGCCAGAUGAAGUGCACGGAUAAGGGCCGUAACAUCAUUCUUGCACUGGCACAUGAGUACCGUGCGCCAUCAGCCGAGACGAUUCGCAAGGCGGUGGAAGAGUCGGGAAAUCCAUCCACAUCCGUAGCUUGGAAUAGUCGUUAUGUUGGACUGAUCGUUGUGCCCGGCCAGCACAUCACCAAGAUCGAGUUCGAAGAAACCACGUUCCCGGGCCAAAAGAGUGGUGUUACUCUAUGA
Alternaria postmessia is the source of this 390-nucleotide messenger RNA. RefSeq lists its product as uncharacterized. The record is from RefSeq and is a predicted model, not a curated record. Lineage: Eukaryota; Fungi; Ascomycota; Dothideomycetes; Pleosporales; Pleosporaceae. The transcript has 2 exons. Gene Ontology annotation, cellular component: NatC complex. The coding region runs from base 1 to 390 and encodes 129 amino acids.